UCGAAAUGUUAUUACUCAUCGCUAGUUCCCGCCGAUCGCAAAAUAUAAUGUUUGGAAUGUUGUGAAAUUUAUUGUAUUGCUUAUUCUUCUCCUUGUCCCUUUUUGUUUGUGCUGUUUAAUGGAAGAGAAGCGCUACCUUAAGCGCAAGGAAAAGGCGCGCAGCGAUGGUAAUCGAGAUCAGGUGGCAGUCAGUUGCAACCAGCUGGGCGACUUCUACAACCAGCAGGGCAAAUACACCGAUGCAGUCAGGGAAUAUGUCCAGGAGGCCCAGAUAUACGCCUCUAUGGGCAAGGAACUGGAGACGGCCAAGGCCAAGAGGAUGGUCGGCGAGAUGUACACGCUGCUGUGCGACUACGAUGCAGCAAAGGAUCACAUCAACGAUUACCUGAAGAUUGCGAAACGAUUAAAGAAUCAGGUGGAGGAACAGCGAGCCUAUGCCACUUUGGGACGUGUUCAUCUUCUGCACGGCCAGAGCCUGGCGGACAGUUCCGCUUCCGGAUCAAUGGAGCAACUUAAACUGGCCGAGAAGAACUUUCUUCGCAGCCUGCUGCUGAUCAAAGACCUUUCAGGUCAGAUUUCGAAGCUAGAGCAGUUGGAUAUGCAAGCUCGCUGCUACCUGAACAUCGGCGUAGUUAAGGAGCACAUGGAAGCUUUCCAAGAGUCCAUUGAGUACAUCGACAAAGCCAUUAAGAUCAGCAAAACACAUGAGUUGUGGGACCUGACCCAUUUGUGCUACAUUUCAAUGAGCUUGCUCUACAUUUGCAAAAAGAACGACGCAACGGCUGCGCUUCGAUUUUGCAAUAUGGCUUUGGAGGUGGCAAAGCGGUUUCCAAACAAGGUUAAGAAGAUCUGCGAGACGCUUAUCACCAAGGCAGAGAUUCUUAUUAAGGCAGGAGACUUUGCCAGCGCCAAGCAAAUACUUACCAAGGCUUACAAGAAAAACACGCCGGAUGAGAAUGAUCGUGUGAAUAUUGAGAAGCAGCUAAGAAUCGUAGUCAAAGUCUGCCAGACACUAGAUGAACUGGUACUUACCAGUUCCGUAGACUAUGCCAAAUUGAAGGGCCUGUACGAGAAACUCGGCGACGGUUGCUGUCAUCUGAUGAACUACGAGAAAGCUCUGACUUAUUACCAAAAAAUGUUAGAAAACGCUGAGCUCAAUCAGGAAAGUGGCAAAAGCCUGGUGCCCAUCUAUGUGAGUCUCUAUCAAACAUACCGAGACAAUGGACAGUUUGACAAGGCCUUGGAGUACCUGUGGAAAGAGUUUGAGCUAAACCAGGAUGCUCCUUCAGAGGCGUUCACCACGCUCUGCACAAUUGCCGAGAUAUGCGAGCAGCAGUCACAUCCUUUUUGGACCGUUCACGAUGUUUACCAGAAGGCUCUGCGACAAGCCGAUAAGGCUGGGAGCUGCUCUGACAAGCUGGUAAAGAUUGCUAUGGUCAGACUGAGGCGGCUAAUGCUGAAGCAUAACAUGCAAGUUCUUGUUGAAAAUCUGGAGGCGGAUGCAACAGCCAAGGGCAUUGAUCUGGAUCAGGAAGAAAGCGUGGGCGACGAUGAAGAAGAAUCGGACGGCGGCGGGACUGCCGUCCAGCAAAAUACUCCCGACUGGGACGACGAUUUCGAUCUGGCCACCCUAACCGACUCGGAUGCCAGUGAUCUGGAUGAGACUGAGAAACCACGUCCACAGAGAACCACACGCGGUAAUAGAACCCUUGUCAUUAAGAAGAACAACAAGGGCGAGACACAGCUGCAUCAGGCGUGUAUAUCGGGUAAUCUGGAACUGGUGAGACGUCUAAUCGACCAGGGACACACGGUCAAUGUGCGAGAUCACGCUGGAUGGCUUCCAUUGCACGAGGCAUGUAACCAUGGUUACCGCGAGAUUGUUGAGCUGCUAUUGGACAAGGGAGCCGCGUCUGCCAUUAACGACAAGGGCGGAACCAGUUGCGACGGAAUUACUCCACUUUUCGACGCCUGCUCCAAUGGUUUUUUGGAUGUGGCUGAACUCCUGCUGGACCGUGGAGCAGAUGCCACUGUACGAACAGACUACAAUGAGACCUGCAUUGCUGGACUGGACAAGUGGCGCCAGGGAGCGCAGCUGGUGGACGGCGAACAAGCGCAGUAUGCCCAACUACGAGAGCGAUUACUACGAACGCUUUCCAAGGUUGGCAUCUGUAGUGAUAAGAAUGCUCGUCCUUUAACCAAUUUCAAUGCAAAAAGAAUAAGUAGGGAAGAGCGUGGCAGCAUGUCAGAGGAAGAGGAUGAGGAAGAAGCUCUUCACGAGAGCAAUAGAAGAUCCUUAAGUCACAACCGUUCAGGAAGUGAAUAUGGUGCUAAGAAAUCCAAGAGCUCAACCCAACCAAGUGCUAGCAAGGAAUAUCGAAGUGUUAUGGCGCACCUAAAAAGACCCAACCGCCUUAACGAUGAUCCUCCCAGCACCAGCACUUUGAACAAACAUAAACGGAAUGCCUUUCUAAGCGAAGAUGAGGUGGAUGCUGAUAACUGGCUAAUUGAUGAUGUUGGACCGGAACGGAAACGCAAGCGCAUUAACUCUGGAGAUUUAAGUAGGCGAACCUCUAAAGAGAAUUUUCAAGACACCGCCUUAUCCUUGCCGGCAAACUGGGAAGAUGAUCUUCUGCAGGCCACUCCGGAAAACGAAUACUCGCAGCGUCAGAAACAAAUGCGUAAACUAACCCUCUCCCGCUCCUCCAGCAUGAGUAGCAACCAUAGCAGCUCAGCAACUUCUAGUAGAAAAAAGCAUCAAGCCACUCUAUUGGACAGCGGGUUCAGUCGGUUCCGGAGCGAAAGUCCUUUGGGCAGUGAAUCCUCGCAGGAUGGCACCACCUCGUUGAUUAGCGUGCGCACCAUUGAACCUGAUUCCACUACGAGCACCAUUCAAGUGCUCAUCUCUCCGGCAAAAUCAUCACCCAUUAAGGUGCAAGCUACUCCCGUUCUAGCCACAACUGUGUCAUUUAAAGUCAAAAUCCAGGACGAGCUGUUACUAGUGCCUAUCGAACGGAAAAAACUGCAAGAUAUUAACAUUCGUUGGCUUGCUGAAGAAGCCGGAAGACGUUAUAACAAGCUAACUGGUUUAACACCUCUCCUGCGACUCAAGACUGCUGAUGGCUUUGCCUAUGAGGAAACCGACCCGGUUAGUGUAGCCCUUGAGCAAAACAUGCUAAUGGCAUCUAUUCUGGAUUGGAAAAUAUCACCGCUUUCACAGCGGUAUGAAGAGAUGUGUCUGCAAAUGCAAAAGACCGUGGAUAACAAGGUAAAGCUUCUAUUGGAGCGUUCGCAAAAUAAUAAUAUGCUGGAGCUCUCGGGCUUGUGGAUGCGCGCUGAAAAAACCGAACCCAUAUUCAAGGCACUUCUCCAUCAAGCUCGUCUCACCGUUUUGGAUCUAUCAUGCAACUUUAUUGGCAACGAGGGAUGUCAGCAGUUAGCAAAGUCGCUGCCCACAUUGCUUCAACUCAAGGCACUGCGAUUGCAAUGCAAUGCGAUUGGAUCCCAUGGAUUGGAAGCUUUGCUAUGUGGCCAAGGCAUGGACAAACUAGAGCUCUUGGAAGAGUUAAAUUUAAAUCAGAAUCCAUUGGGAAAUGCGAGCGUAAGGAUUCUUAGCAAAUAUUGUGCCAGUCCCGCUGGUCAAGCUCUGACAUGCCUUCAACUUGCUCAAUGUGAACUGACGGAACUGCAGGAUUUUGACCUGGGAUUCAAUAAGUUGACGCGAUUUGAUAUCAGCUUUAAUCAACUUACACAGCAGAGUGUGCGUCGGCUAACGGAUCAACUGAAUAGUUGCCGGCUGGAGCAAUUGAAUCUCAGUUAUGUGCGCUGGCCCCUCGACGAUGCAAGUGGAUUUGCGUUGAGUGAGCGCCUGGUUACGCUUUUCGAAGGUGGUACCUGCGAGCGAUUUGUCGGAGUGCAGCUCGCUGGCUGCGGCUUGAACGAUGCGCAUAUGUACAAUAUCAGCCAGCAUUUGGCCAAAGCCAAACAACUACAGAUGUUGGAUAUCAGUGAUAAUAGCAAUUUAAGUGGAACUACUCUUGGAUACAUAUUAGAUGAACUACCUCAAUUACGCGAUCUUUUGGCCGUUAAUUGUACAAAUCUACUGGAUGACAUUCGUCUGCAAAAACUCGAACAACUAAAGCAGCUGCCCAGGCGCUUAGAAUUAACAGUUGAUGAGCAGGUGUUCUCCAUGCCAGGAGCCCUGGAAACACUUCAGUCCAUUUGGCAGCUGCAAUUUGGAGACAAGGCCAAAAUGUUGACCACAUCAAAUAGCCGGAAAAUUGGAAGGCGGUACAAAGGUCUACUUAAGCUACUCGCUGAUGGAAGCGAUGCGGAAUAGUGUAGUCUCAUCAUGUGUAAACCAUUUCCUUGUGUUGUAUGUCCCAGAGCAUUUUUUAUUGUUUGACAAUUAUAUAGCAAAUCUAAGUACAGUAAGUCUUAUCGUUCAGUUGAUAGCAGAACAGCGAUUCGUUGAACCUAAGUAGAACAAACACUCAGCCCCCACAGGGCUUAUCUUAUCAAUGGAUGAUAGCUAGCGAAAUAAUUUGCGAUGGUCUAGACUCUACAAUUUUGGGGGUAAGUGAGGGCAAGAUUAGAGAAACUUGAAAUAUUAAGAAUUAGUAAACAUACUAACGCACUGACUGUUUGCUUACUUCUUCCUUCCUUUUAUACACUUGAGGAAUAAGUAAUUCCUUAGAAAUUACCAAGUGCCAUUUAUACAACAUUUCCCUCAACAGACAAAUCACAAUCAAUGAUUUAUAUUUUCUUGUAAUUAUUUACUUAUUGUACUUUAUUAAUCGGAUUUGUGAAUGUGUCUACAAUGAGCAUGACAACUGAUGAGGUGAAUGGAGAUGAGGAAUCCUAGUUAAAACUGACUUAGGCUUGACCCUUAGCAGCCUCGUACAUGUUUCGGGAAAUGAUGAGGCGCUGGAUCUGAGAAGUACCUUCGUAGAUUUGGUAGAUCUUGGCAUCACGCAUCAGCUUCUCCACGGGAUACUCGCUGUUGAAGCCGUUGCCUCCAAAGAUCUGGACGGCAUCGGAGGCAAUCUUGUUGGCCAUAUCGGCGGCAUGGCACUUGGCAAUGGAGGCAUAGUAGCUGUUGCGGCGUCCCUGGUCGAUUUCCCAGGCGGAGAGACGCCACGCCAGACGGGAUGUCUCCACACCGAUGGCCAUAUCAGCCAGCAUGAACUGCACAGCCUGGUGGUAAGCGAUGGGCACGCCAAAGGUCUUGCGUUCCAGCGCGUAUUUAAGAGCCUCAUCCAAGCAACGCUGGGCCAAACCCACAGCUCCGGCAGCAACUGGAGGACGCGUCUUAUCAAAGGUGCCCAUGGCAAUUUUGAAACCGGCACCCUCGCCAAUCAGCACAUUUUCCUUGGGCACGCGCACAUCCUCGAAGGUGAUGCCACGCGUGUCGGAGGCGCGCUGUCCCAUGUUCAACUCCUUGCGGCCGGGCGUUAGUCCGGGACUGUCGCGCUCCACAAUGAACCCGGUGAAGGCCUUGCUGGGCGGGCACUUGGGAUCCGGAUUGGUGCGGGCCAGCACAAAGUACCAGUUCGCCACACCACCGUUGGUGAUCCACAUCUUCUGGCCGUUGAUUACCCACUCAUCACCCUUCUUCUCGGCGCGUGUCUUGAUGCCGGACACAUCGGAUCCUGCUCCGGGCUCUGUAACACAAUAGGCGGCGACAAGUGGCUCCUCCAGCAGGCGGCCCAGGUACUUUUUCUUCUGUUCCUUGUUACCGGACAGGAUCACAGGAGUUUGCUAUGAAAGAACGUGGCGUUUCGAUCAUCUUGCCGUAAAUAGACAUGACUUUAAACUUACGCCCAGACCACUAGCCUCUAAGGCGGUCAUGAUGCCAGUGCAGCCAUAGGCCAACUCCUCGGCCGACAAGCAGGUGGUGAACACAUCGAGAUCCAGGCCACCAAUAUCAGCAGGAAUGUGGUUGUUCAUCAGGCCCAGUUCCCAGGCCUUCUUGAUGAUGGGCCACGGGUACUCGCCGCUCUUGUCGUACUGGGCGGCCACCGGGAUGAUCUCCUCACGGGUGAACUUACGUGCCAGUUCCUGCAGCUGCAGCUGAUCCUCGGUGAGUGCGAAAGAGGUGCCAUUGGGCGAAACGUGUGACACGGCGGCGUAGGCGCGACUUUGGGACACCAACUGGCGCAGGGCAGGCGCAGCAAGCUGGAUUUUCGGAUAUUGGAUAUCGGAUUUAAAGUCAACUGGUAAACAAGUGUUUAUCGAAAUGCAAAAUGAAAAUGUAGAAAUAAUCAGAACAACAACAAAGUUGACCGCGAAUUAAUCUUAACUACAAGCAACAAAUAAAAUGGGCCAACUACGUAUGU
Messenger RNA from Drosophila melanogaster (fruit fly), 6335 nucleotides. RefSeq lists its product as uncharacterized. NCBI's taxonomy places the organism in Eukaryota, Metazoa, Arthropoda, Insecta, Diptera, Drosophilidae. Bases 119 to 4336 code for a protein of 1405 amino acids. Gene Ontology annotation, cellular component: nucleus; nucleoplasm; chromosome. The transcript has 5 exons. The record is from RefSeq and is marked reviewed.